Molecule: messenger RNA, 2154 nt
Organism: Lutzomyia longipalpis
Lineage: Eukaryota; Metazoa; Arthropoda; Insecta; Diptera; Psychodidae
Gene: tobi
Product: myogenesis-regulating glycosidase
Exons: 5
Coding region: 166-2121 (651 amino acids)
Biological process (GO): carbohydrate metabolic process
Molecular function (GO): hydrolase activity, hydrolyzing O-glycosyl compounds
Source: RefSeq, a predicted model, not a curated record
AAAUAAGCGAUUUUUCCUCGGAGAAAAAACUCCAAAGUGUUUGCUUUUGAUUGCGAUUUUAAUUAAUUAACGCCAAUGCAUCAUCAUUAGGCGGUUUGUGUUAUAUAAAAGGCAGCACAUUGAGAAGACAGUCCGCAGUCUUGCCUCAAUUUGAGUGUCGUGAAAAUGUUUUGUGCUAAAAUUGGAUUUUUCCUCCUUCUCGCCAUAGCGGUUGUGGAGUGCAGUGAUAGUGGGAAAUUGAGAAUUUCAUCCAAGAGGAAUAGCAAUGUAGCUGUUCUCGUGGAUUCAGAUGAGUGCAGAGGUGUUGCUUUUUAUGUUGUUCGUGAUGGUGAAAUUGUGUAUGAAUCCACUUUGGGGCACACGGCGAAGAUAACAACGGAAAUUCAGAGUGAUGAGACUGAGCUGAUCCUCAUGAAUAGUCAGGAGAAGAUCACCUUCAAGAUCAUUGAUGAUACUCCCGAAUUCUUUCGCUUUGACGUCUCGCGGAAAAGUGUGAAACGCGAUAGAACGAUCGUGGAUUGUGUCUCAUUGGGUGGGAAUACACUCAGGUGGUACGGUGGUCCACAGCAAAAGUAUCAGUACUGGCCAGUUGAGAAACUCGUCCUAUCCAAUUAUUCCUACGUUACAAAAGAAGCCGACAGUGCGGCUAUUGCUGAGAGAUAUUGGCUCAAUUCAGAAGGAGCUUUUAUUUAUCUCUCAGACCGAGCUCCACUCUUCAUUGACCAAAACAGCAUGAAGGACAAUCAUUUGUGCUUCGUUGCUAGCCUUGCACUGCCCUACAACCCACGUGCUCAGACGUAUGAUUUUGAGUACAGCAUCGGGGUGGCUUCUGAUCCGAGAAAAGCUCACAUGGAGGCUGUUCAUCGGUUUCUGGGAAAGCCCUCAGGGGUGCCUGAUAGACUAAUGGCAGCACGACCUAUUUGGUCAACAUGGGCCAGGUACAAGAGGGAUGUUGAUGAGUAUGUAGUGAUGGAGUUUGCAAAAGAAAUCAUCGACAACCGCUUCACAAAUAGUCAAUUUGAGCUUGAUGAUGAUUGGGAAAUUUGCUAUGGAGCUUUGACUUUUAGCACUGUAAAAUUCCCCAAUAUUCGCAAAACUGUUCAAGAUCUAAAGGCAAUGGGAUUUAGGGUAACGCUGUGGAUUCAUCCGUUCAUUAACAAGGGCUGCAACCCAUGGUACAAUGAAGCUCUCACAAAUAGAUACUUUGUCCUCGAUCACAAUGGCAAAGAGGAUACUCAGUGGUGGAAUAGCGAACAAGGUGAGGCUGCGUACAUUGAUUUUACAAAUCCUGAAGCUGCAAAUUGGUACACAUCGAGAUUGCAUAAGCUCCUCGAAGACACAGGCAUUGAUAGCUUUAAGUUUGAUGCUGGUGAAAGUAGUUGGCAACCUGAUGAUCCAGUACUACCCUCUACUUCCCUGGAUCAGCAUCCAUUGAAAAUUCAAACAGACUACAUAAGGCAUGUUGCUCAAUUUGGCCCAAUUGUGGAAGUUCGAUCGGGUUUCCGUAAUCAAUUCCAGCAGAUUUAUAUGCGAAUGAUUGACAAGGAUUCCCUUUGGAGCUGGAACAAUGGUCUCCCAACUUUGAUCACGACGCUCCUUCAGCUCAAUAUGAAUGGGUACCCUUUGGUUUUGCCCGACAUGAUUGGAGGCAACGGCUACGAGGGGGCACCUUCGAGGGAAAUGUUUAUUCGCUGGCUUCAAGCUAAUGUUUUCAUGCCCAGCCUUCAGUUCUCAUACGUUCCAUGGGACUACUCGGAUGGGGAUGGCAUUAAGAUCCUCGAUCUAUGUAGGCAUUUUGUUAAACUGCACGAAGACUACACUGACUUGAUCAUGGAACGUUUCCAAAAAGCCGUAGACCAUGGGGAGCCUGUUAAUCCACCCAUUUGGUGGGUUGAUCCUAAGAAUCCAGUAGCUCAAAGUAUCUACGAUGAAUUCCUCCUUGGAGAAGAAAUUCUAGCUGCUCCUGUAACGGGUGAAGGACAAACAUCGAGGGACAUCUAUUUGCCAGCUGGAGAAUGGCAAGAUGGCAAUAAUGGAUCAAUCUACAAUGGUCCAUAUUGGUUACAUAACUACCCAGCUCCACUUUCAGUUCUGCCUUACUUUAUUCGUCGACAUAAAUAAAAGUCAAAUUUCGAAUAAAGAUUUUUAAAAAUA